This is a messenger RNA of Physella acuta, 2233 nucleotides long. RefSeq names its product mitochondrial import receptor subunit TOM40 homolog 1-like. Lineage: Eukaryota; Metazoa; Mollusca; Gastropoda; Physidae. Gene Ontology annotation, molecular function: transmembrane protein transporter activity. Gene Ontology annotation, cellular component: mitochondrial outer membrane. Gene Ontology annotation, biological process: protein import into mitochondrial matrix. The record is from RefSeq and is a predicted model, not a curated record.
CAUGCGCAACGCAUUUGUUUCUUUUCUAACUUGCACAUGGCGUCCGGUUGAAGGUUAUUAUACAAACUAAAUUAACAUCUAAGUGCCGUUCACUGAUAACUGUUUUUUCCUUCAACCUGCCCCACUACAAAUAAGUGAAAAUGGGCAAUGUUAGUGCAGCGGAGUUAUCAAAAUCUGCAUCAGAUUUACCAUCGCCACCAUUGUUACCUCCUUCCCCCCCAACCGAUAUUCCAAAAAAAAUAAAAGUAAAAGAAACAUCAGGUUCUGCUGGAGUACCACCGGUUGAAGUAGAUGUAAAUCCAGGUUUAUAUGAAGAUCUUCACAAGCAGACCAAAGAACUCUUUCCUCAAGUUUUUGAAGGAGCUAAAGUAAUAGUGGCCAAAGGAUUAAGUAGCCAUUUUCAGAUUAGUCACACCAUUACACUUAGCACCUUUACGCCUUCUGUCUAUCGUUUUGGUACAACAUACAUUGGCACAAAGCAGAUUUCACCAACAGAGUCUUUCCCCGUCUUGUUAGGAGAUAUUGACUCUAGUGGAAAUAUGAAUGCAAAUAUUAUCCAUGCUAUUAACCAGAGAAUUAGGGCAAAGCUUGUAGCACAGUUUCAACCCAACAAAUGUGUGGGGCAUCAGGUAUCACUAGAUUACAAAGGAGAUGACUUUACUGCUUCAUUAACCACAGGGAAUGUGGAUCCUCUGUCGUCUUCAGGAUUACUAGUUGCUCAUUACCUGCAACGCAUCACACCAAGUCUUGCUCUUGGUGCUGAAAUCAUGUACCAGCGUGGGCAACAGGUUCCUGGUGGAGAAAUAGCUAUAAUGUCCCUAGCUGGGCGAUGGUCAGGAGAUAAAUGGCAGUUAAGUGCUAACCUGAGUCCGAUGGCAGGCAAUCUUCAUACUUGCUUCUAUCAAAAAGUCAAUGACACGCUCCAGGUUGGAGUGGAAUUAGAAACAAGCAUACGGAUGGCUGAAAGCACAGCAACUGUUGCUUAUCAGAUAGACAUUCCUAAAGCUGAUGUUGUUUUUAGAGGUCAACUGGAUAGCAACUGGUGCAUAGGAGCGGUAAUAGAAAAAAAGCUGGCUCCCUUUCCAUUUACCUUAGCACUUAGUGGAUAUGGUAACCAUGUGAAAAGCCAGUAUCGCUUUGGUAUUGGCAUGAUAAUUGGAUGAGGAAAUUUUAGUUUAGGUUUUUUUUUUUUUUUAAAGAAUUAGAAACUAUUGGAUUCAUUUGUUUAUAAUGUUUGAAAAGCCUAAGUUGGUGAUGUAUAUAUAUUAAUACUGGUAAUAUGAAGAAAAAAAAAAUUGGCUUAAAGAACAAGAAUGUUUUUUUUAAAAAUCUAAGUAGAAUGUUGACCAUUGAUUAUUCUCAUUAUCACUAAAUUAUUAUCUUGUUUUGUAUGAAGAAUAACAUUCUUUGCAAGAUUUUUUUAUAUUUUUAAGUGAAUUUGGUCUUUUUCAUUGAAGUUGAUAUAGUUUUGCUAUAUUCUUAAAAUUUGACACUUUAUUGAAUGACUGAAAUAGUGUACAUAGUUUUGUUACCAAAAUAGGCUUCAUAAUUAGUAACUGUACAAAACAAGCAUAUAUCUAUACUGUGGCAUGAUCAUUUAAUGUAUAUAGAAAAGAAUGAACUGAUUAAUGCUUGUGUUAUUCUACACAAUUUAGAGCACUCUAGGCUACUAAACCUGAUACAGAAGUGUCAGCACAACCCUAUUACUUUAUCCAUUUUAUAUAUUGAUACAAUGCAUUUUAAAACAGCUGAAUUUGUGUUUUAUCAUAAGUUGCUUCAAUAUUACUGUACGCGAUUUUUAAUUUAUUAAAAACUUGUUUUAGAAAGGCAAGAACCAAAAUACACAGAGGAAAAAAAGCAUUCAGCUUUGUUAGUUUAGAUUGGUAGAGUAAACUAAGCAUUUAUUGAAUGAUACCUGUUUGUUCGCAUGAGCGAAACAGAUGCUAUGAAUGUUUUCCUGUCUGUAUUGAAAUUGAGUGGAUGGCAGCUCGGCUGUAACCUACCAUUGCUAUCAUACUCCAUUAUUAUGGUUUUUUAACAUUUAAAAAACCUUGUGAUUGCUAUACUGAAUAAAAGGUACAAGCCAGGAAUUGUUUUGCAACAGUGCUCAUUUUAUUUUGAAAUCAGCAAAUGAAAGAACCUGUAGUUUUUUUUCUUAGAGAGCUCUUGUGUUCAUACACAGUUUGAGAAGAUCAUAUCUGAAGUUAAUUCAAUAAAAUCAAUAACUUUUGAA